Messenger RNA from Amaranthus tricolor (Joseph's coat), 4000 nucleotides. Its product is annotated as sister-chromatid cohesion protein 3. Gene Ontology annotation, molecular function: chromatin binding. NCBI's taxonomy places the organism in Eukaryota, Viridiplantae, Streptophyta, Magnoliopsida, Caryophyllales, Amaranthaceae. The transcript is spliced from 22 exons. The record is from RefSeq and is a predicted model, not a curated record. The coding region runs from base 222 to 3560 and encodes 1112 amino acids. Gene Ontology annotation, cellular component: chromatin; nucleus; cohesin complex. Gene Ontology annotation, biological process: sister chromatid cohesion.
UGCAAAAUCGCGGACUGUAGGUUACACUUUGGGAAAUGGCGGGAGCUCAAUGAAAGUAACACAACAACGUCACAACUCACUAGUCACUACACAAAAAUACAAGGAAUUCAACUUUCGCAUUUCUGUUCUCUCUUGUAGUGCACGAUUCACUUUCUCUCUGGUUUUCUAUCUCUACCUUUAUUUUCUUCCAUUCAUUACUUGCAAAAAAGCUUCAAGUAAUCAUGGAAGAUGCUGUUGCCGCCACUUCAGAAGCAUCAGUUCGCCGUUCUAAACGUAACAGAACCGGGAAAUUAUAUCGCGAAGUUAGCGACCAAAGCCCUAAUGAUCCUGGUAGGGAUGAUUCUUUUGACGAUGUUGAGGAAGUUCGUCCUAAAGCUAAGCGGAAUCGUGCUGUGGAGCCUGCUAAUAAUGUGAAUUUCGACCAGAUUAGCUUGAUUGAGGCUAUUAAAGGGAGCAGGAAAAAUAUACCUCCAAUAGUCAAGGUUUGGGUUGAGCUUUAUGAGAAGGAUAAAAAACAAGCAAUGCUUGACCUUUUGUCUAUGUUAUUUGAGUCAUGUGGUGCAAAAUAUGACAUGGAGGGUGAUCCCUUUGAGGAGAUAGAUGUUGAUAAUGUAGUGAUUGCUUUGGUCAAUCUUGCAACAAAGGGUGAAGUUGAAGAUUACCAAAGCUCAAAAAGAAAGGACUUCAACAACAUGAAAGAUAACCUAGUUUACUUUUGGGAUAAUUUGGUCACCGAGUGCCAGAUAGGGCCAUUGUUUGAUGGGAUGCUUUUUGAUAAAUGCACAGACUAUGUGAUUGCUCUAUCAUGCACCCCGCCACGAAUUUAUCGCCAAGUUGCUUCUUUGGUUGGGCUUCAACUUGUCACAUCAUUCAUUACAGUGGCAAAAAUGCUUGGUUCACAGCGUGAAACUACGCAGAGGCAGUUAAAUGCUGAAAACAAGAAACGAGCAGAGGGUCCUCGAGCGCAGUCUCUCAAUAAAAGAUUGAUGUCUACUCAUGAAAAGAUAACAAUAAUAGAAGAGAUGAUGGACAAGAUAUUUAAAGGGCUAUUUAUGCAUCGUUAUCGAGACAUCGAUCCCAAUAUUAGAGUUUCCAGCAUACAGUCAUUAGGUGUCUGGAUCUUGUCGUAUCCAUCAUUGUUCCUGCAGGAUAGAUAUCUUAAAUAUCUUGGGUGGACAUUGAAUGACAAGAAUGCUGGUGUCAGAAAAGCUUCGGUUGUUGCAUUGCAAAGCCUGUAUGAAGUUGAUGAUAAUGUCCCAUCACUUGAUCUUUUCACACAAAGGUUUUCCAACAGAAUGAUUGAACUUGCUGAUGACAUUGAUAUUUCUGUGGCUGUGAGUGCCAUUGGGUUAUUGAAGCAAUUGUUAAGGCAUCAGCUUUUACUGGAUGAUCACUUGGGUCCUUUGUAUGAUCUUCUUGUUGUUGAGGCCCCAGAAAUUAGACGAGCAAUAGGGGAGCUGGUCUAUGAUCACUUGAUUGAGCAGAAAUUUAAUACUUCACAGCCCCAAUCUGCAGAUAGCGACUCUUCUCUGGUUACCCUCGGUAGAAUGUUACAAAUACUGAAGGAAUUCUCACGCGAUCCUCUCCUAAUAACUUACGUCAUUGAUGAUGUUUGGGAGUACAUGAAGGCCAUGAAAGAUUGGAAGUGCAUAAUUUCUGUACUUCUGGACGAAAAUCCUUCUAUCGAGCUGACUGAAAUUGAUGCGACUAAUUUGAUCAGACUCCUUUGUGCAUCUGUCAAGAAGGCUGUUGGGGAGAGGAUUGUACCUGUUACUGAUAAUCGGAAACAAUACUAUACUAAGGCUCAAAAGGAAGUUUUUGAAACAAACAAGCAGGAAAUUACCGUGGUGAUGAUGAAAAACUACCCCCAGCUUCUGCGAAAAUACGUGGCAGACAAUGCCAAAGCACCAUCAUUAGUUCAAAUUGUUCAGUAUAUGAAUCUUGAGCUUUAUUCUUUAAAGAGACAGGAACAGAAUUUUAAGACUGUACUCCAACUGAUGAAGGAGGCUUUUUUUAAGCAUGGAGAUAAGGAAACUCUUAGGUCUUGUAUUCAGGCUAUGCACUUCUGUUGUGUGGAGUGCAAGGGAGAGCUGCAAGAAUUUGCAAACAAUAAACUAAAGGAAGUCGAGGAUGAACUUAUGGAGAAGCUAAAGGCAGCUGUAAAAGAAGCAAUGGAUGGUGAUGAUGAAUACCCUAUUCUCGUGAACUUAAAAAGACUAUAUGAGCUUCAAUUGUGGAGAUCUGUACCUAUUGAUAACUUAUUUGAUGAUUUUUCCUCCAUGCUUGAGAAUUUCAGAAAUGUAGAUGAUGAGGUGAACUGUUUUCUGCUGCUCAACAUGUUUCUUCACAUAAAGUGGUGUCUCCAUUCUGUUGUGAGCUCUGAAACCGUAAAUGAUGCGACUGUCUCAUAUUUGCUCUCUAAACGGGAUACAUUGUUCAAGAAACUAGAUUAUAUUCUUCUGCCUUCUCAAGUUGGAGUGGAGAUGAAACUGGGAAAUCAACUUGCUUGUAGAGUCUGUGUAAUACUUGCUGAGCUCUGGUGCUUGUUUAGAAAAUUGAAAUACUCUUCUACUGCACUGGACGUUCUGGGUUUAUACCCACCACAAGCUACUCUUGAGAAAUUUUGGAAACUUUGUGAACAGCAGCUUGAUGUCUCUAGUGAAACUGAAGAUGAAGAUCUUAACAGAGAGUAUGUAGAAGAGACGACUCGAGAUGUUGUUAUCAUUGCUGCUGGGAAGUUGAUUACGAGCAAUGUUGUUCCCUUGGAAUAUCUAGGUCCAGAGAUCAUCUCUCAUCUUACACUGCACGGAAACAACAUAGCUGAGGUGAUCAAGCAGCUAAUUGCUGUUCUGAGGAAAAAAGAUGAGAAUGUUUUUUUAUUGUAUCUUGAAGCACUUAAAAGAGCAUACCAUCGGCAUAUGCUUCAACGUUCUAAUGACACUGAUAAAUUGUCCGUGGACAAUUCCUUUCUUGAUUGCAAGCAACUCGCUGUUCAGCUAUCAGGAACUAUCGUGGGUGCUGCUAGAAGUAAGCAUAGAUUGGACAUUCUAAAAAUGGUGAAGGCGGCUAUAGAUUAUGCUUUUAUAGACGCACCACAGCGACUGUCAUUUUUGGUUGGUGCUGUUGUCCCUUUUGUUGAGAAACUUCCAUCUACAGAUAUUCCUGACCUCUUAAAAGACAUCCAAGGACGAACGGAGAAUACAAAUACAGACGAGGAUCCUAGUGGUUGGCGACCCUAUCAUCAGUUUGUUGAGACCCUGCAAGAAAAAUGUGUGAAGAUGGAAGGUUUUGCAGGUGCUGAAGAUAAAGAAGCAACAGCUAUGAAACGCCGAGGCCGCCGACCACCUAAACAGCGUAAUCUACGUGGGAAAAAAUUGUUUGAUGAGAAAAGCUCUAGUGGGGAAGAUGAUGCAAUUAGCUCAUCUGACCAGGAAGCCCCUGAUGACGAAGAUGAGCAGGAUGAAGAAAAUACUACUUUGAUUGAUGUAAUCAAGUCAUCAUCAAAACUGCGGUCCAAAAAACUGUCCAGACCCGAGAACAGGGGCCAAAAUCCUGUUUGAGAUUCCAGGCAAGCAAUAGAAAAUCUUACAGCUUCUAGAACAACAGGGGCAUUGAACUAUAAAUGAAGCAAAUUGCUUUUGAUGUUUAAGACAAAUCAUGGGCAUGCAUAUGUGCAGGUUGUCUUUCUCCUACACGUACAUGAUUUUGUAUAUGCAAAAGCUAGCCUGGGUUUGUCGUACGAAGAUAGGUGCUGUAUUAUGCCAUGUAUGGCUGUAUAGGGUAGAGGGUGUUUCUUAUGCUUUAAUUAUUUUCUUCCAUGCUUUCUGUAAAAAUAUAAUUUCAAGUAGAAAUUAGUAGUAUUUUAUGGUGUAUAUAUUACAGGAUUAUGUUGUGUCGAAGUGUUUAUCGUACUCGUACAUACACAUUUUGUGUACACACUUGUUUUCGAUGAUCAAUUAUUUCAUCAGAAGUCUGAAUGUUUUGGUCCUUUUCCUUAUUA